Tripterygium wilfordii is the source of this 954-nucleotide messenger RNA. RefSeq lists its product as uncharacterized. The record is from RefSeq and is a predicted model, not a curated record. Gene Ontology annotation, molecular function: polysaccharide binding. The transcript has a single exon. Bases 36 to 920 code for a protein of 294 amino acids. NCBI's taxonomy places the organism in Eukaryota, Viridiplantae, Streptophyta, Magnoliopsida, Celastrales, Celastraceae.
AGCAGGAAACUCUGUUUCAGAAGAGGCCGCUCUCCAUGUUGCAGAAUAAGCUUCUCUUUGCGAUUCUCAUUUCCUUUCUUGCACUCCGCUUCCAUGUAUCCCGCUGCGAGAAUAACAAAAGCAUCACUUACAACUGCGACCACCAUUCUUCUUGCGGUGAUAACAUCAAAGUCAGCCACCCUUUUCGAUUAAAAGGAGACCCUGCAGCUUGUGGUGACCGCAACUAUGAACUGUCUUGCGACAACAAUCACACCAUAUUGAGCUUCAACUCUGCAAAAUAUGUCGUCAAGGCGAUCAACUACAAUAACUUCACUAUCAGAGUUGCUGACAUUGGCAUCCAAGAACACAACUGCUCCUCCACUCCUCUUCGUCUUUUGCGACCCACUCACAAUUUAUCUGGCGACUACUACCCAUAUUUUUCAUCUUAUCACUACUUUGCCAAUGUGUCAAACACUGAUAAUAUUGUCCACAUAAGCUGUGAAACUCCAAUGAAGUCUCAUUCUUUUGUGGAUGCUGCUCCUAGCAUCUGCAAAAUAAAUUCCUCUAAUAGAAGAUACCAUUAUGUUAUGGCUGGUGAUGUGGAGAUCUUGAACUUGGGUCCCUCCUGUGCAAUCGAUUCAAUUACCACGACAACAUUGCUGCGAGAGAAAAAUAAGAACAUUUCAUACAUGGACAUCCACAAAGAGCUGGUUUAUGGUUUGGAGCUUUCGUGGCCUACCAUGCCUUGUGGGCAUUGCCAUCUAUUGUCUCACAUCACCGUUUGUACAAUGCAAAACACCACCAUUAUAGUGGCCUGCUCUAUUAAAAGCAUACUUGAAGGUAACUUCCAAUUGUGGAUAGGUUCUUACAACAUAAACACUCAGGCAUAUGCAUACGUUAUAGUGUAUUGCUACAGUUAUUCGGGUAACUUCCAAUUGUGAGCUAGUUUCUUAUAUCAUAAAUAAACACUCAGCA